This is a messenger RNA of Penicillium brevicompactum, 906 nucleotides long. RefSeq lists its product as uncharacterized. NCBI's taxonomy places the organism in Eukaryota, Fungi, Ascomycota, Eurotiomycetes, Eurotiales, Aspergillaceae. The transcript has 2 exons. Bases 1 to 906 code for a protein of 301 amino acids. The record is from RefSeq and is a predicted model, not a curated record.
AUGUCGGACGAGCGACCACCCUCCACUAAGUCGAAAGGCCCAGAGCCGCUUAACCACCUCCACUUCGAUCCCUGGCAGUCAUCCUCCACAGGGCACCAGCGCGCAGCGCAGGGCGGCUCUUUUAUCGGUUCAACGUCAUGGCGAGAAGCAAGGUCUUCAAAGCUAAGCAAGCAAUACCAAAGUGGCGAUUGUCUACCCGGGCGAGACAACUCGGACUCGACGCUGGCUCCCGGCGCAUUUGACGGGAAAUGCGGGUCCGAGUCCCCGCCCAAGGCCUCUGGAGUAUGGACCAUGCUGGGCGAGGAAGAGGUGAAGAGGCAUCAGCUUGGUGUUCGAGAUAUUCGAUCGUUUAUGGGGGUAAGCAAAAGAAAAGCAAGUGAUGAGCUGGAUGAGAAGUCGAAAAAGAUCAAAUCUGCAACAAAUGUACAGACCCAAGAACAGCCCUUGAAGGCUGGAUGGGCGGAGGAUACUUCGAUCUCGACGCGACUAGAGAAUCCAUCGCAUACUACAGCUCUCGAUUUGAAAUCGACGUCGAAUAUUUUUGCCGGAAUCACAAUUUUCAUAAACGGCUCCACUCUCCCCCAAAUCUCCGAAUACAAGCUCAAGCAUUUACUUGCUUCGAAUGGCGCCAGGACAUCAAUCUAUAUGGCGCGAAAGACAGUGACGCAUGUUCUAGUUGGACAACCGAACACUGGAUCCUCGGGUGCAGGUGGCGGUCUCUCGGCGAGUAAGCUCCAGCAGGAGAUUGCACGUGGUGGGUGGAAGGGUGUCAAGGUUGUCAAUGUUGAUUGGGCUAUCGAGAGUAUCAAGGCUGGACGGAGGCUUGCUGAGUCUCGGUUCCCUGGGCUGCACGUCGCUGCCAAGGGGCAGCGAAGUGUAGCUGGAAUGUUCAGCGCAAAGAAGUGA